AUGGCAAAAAAGGCAAAAAGGGCAAACCCAAUGUCAGAACUUACAGAAUUUUAUAGUAAAGUGUGUGUUGCUAGAAGCAUAAAAUUUGUCACCAAUGAAGCAAGUAAAGAAGAAAUUAACUUGUCAGAGAGUGACCAAUUUUCCCAUAACUUAGCAACGAUAUUAGCAAGAAACAAUGAAGUGGUAGCGGUUAACUUGAAAAUUUUACCCAACAAGUGUAGAAUUUACAUUUCAAAGAAUAAUAAAUGGCUUAAUAAAGAUACUAAAUAUAUCGAAGAAAUUCAAGUACUCAUGAAAAAUUUAUCUAAAGAUGAUCCCAUAACUUUCGAACAAGCAGCUGAAAGAAAGGAUGUGUUUGCUUUAUUUUAUAAUGUAUUGGAGUACUGUUCUGUUAAGUUAGGACGUAGAUUGAACAAACUUAAGAAAGAUAUAAAGAAUAAUAAACACCAACCACAUAUUAAAUCUUUUCUAGAAUUCCUAGAAUCUUCUGAGAUUAACGUUAAUAAUCUAGAUGAGAUUAACGAAUCAUCUGGUAAAGAAAUAUCGAAAUUCGAAUAUUUAAUGACCACAGCUUGUUGCGAGUAUUAUAAAUACAAUAAAAAAAACAAAAAUUAUCCGCAAAGAUUCCUAGGACACAUCAAAAAAGUGGGAUCCUAUGCUGCAUCUGUGAUGGAUAUUGUUAAUUGUGCAUGUAAAGAUAAGUAUAAAAUACCAUUUUCUUGUAUAGACUUGCGUUUAUUGGAUCCUGUUCCUAAAAUAAGAGAUAGACUAAACGAGAUAUAUGGUGGCACAGGUGGACAAUUAGAUCGUGGAAGAAUUAAUCACAUAUAUUUACAUGUAGAGUUGAACAUAUUGACUAAUACUGACAUAUUAAGCAAGGAACAUAAUGAAUUUAUAGCAGUAUCCAAGAAAUGUUGUUACUUAUGUGAAUCAUACAUCAAAUUUUUACGAUCUAAAGGAUAUAAAAUUACAGUUUCUGGAGGACAUAAGAAGUUGUAUCACAAAUGGAAACUUCCAGAUACUUACAGUAGUGAAUUUGCGAAAUGUGCUCUAUGUGACCUUGAUCAGAUCAUAGAGAGUGAAAUAGAACAACAUACUAAAAUAAUUGCUAAAUCUGAUAGUAAUGGAGAAAAUGCUGAUUCUGAUAAUCCAAUACGAAAUCAUGUUGCUAUGAAGAAGGUAACUGAAGGUGCAUUUCAGAUUAAGACUAAUUCUAAUCUAUGA
Rhizophagus irregularis DAOM 181602=DAOM 197198 is the source of this 1224-nucleotide messenger RNA. The record is from RefSeq and is a predicted model, not a curated record. Lineage: Eukaryota; Fungi; Glomeromycota; Glomeromycetes; Glomerales; Glomeraceae.